AUGUGUAGUAAAAAACCUGAUAAAUCUCCAAGUGUUAAAAAUUCUCCUUCCACUAUUACUCUUUCUAAUCAAUGUAGCAGAAAUCGAACAGUUUAUUUGCAGACUCUCUGCGUAAUUGCGCGAGGUCAAGGUCGAGAAAAACGCGUAAGAAUUCUUUUAGAUUCAGCUAGCCAGUAUUCUCACGUGAGUGAAAGAUUAAUUGCUCACUUGGGAUUAAUACCACAUAGAUAUGAAAACGUAAUUCACUCCCUGUUUGGAGGAACGCAAACGAAGCCUAAGCAACAUGGAGUUUAUUCUAUCGAGCUGUCAGCUUUGAAUAGAGAUUACUCUUGUUGUUUAGAAGUUCUUUCAGAGGGAAAGAUAUGCAACAGUGUCCCGAAAAUAACAGAUCAGCGAAUUCUUAACAAUUUAAGAGAAUUGAACAUAGAGUUUUCGGAUUCAUUCAGCGAAGAUUUAGAGAUCGAUGUGUUAGUGGGUUCGAACGUGUUGGGUCGAAUUUUACUGAAGAAAUGUUGUGAAUUAGAUUCCGGUUUAUCUGUGGUUGAGACUAAACUGGGAAAUACAAUUAUAGGAAUGCAGAAUGAAGUGUGUCAUAUUGAUAGAAAUGUUAUGACAACACUUGCAAUGUAUGUAAGAAGUAUUAAAUUAACUGAUCUCUGGGAUCUCGAAAAUUUAGGCAUCUCAAAUCCAACACUAGUGGAAAGCAAACACAAUUCUUAUGAAGAAGCUUUAAAUGAUUUUCAGCAGAAGUUAACAAUUCUUCCUAACGGAAGGUACGAGUUACAGCUUCCGUGGAAACAUGAUCCAGCUAAUUUACCUGAUAACAAAGAAGUUACUGUGCCUCGAUAUAUUGCCAUAAAUGGAACUUCUGAAAUCCAUGUUUUUGUUGAUGCAUCUAAAAGCUCAUAUGGUGCAUGUGUAUUUGUUCGAACUGUUGUAGAAAAUGAUGUAAAAGUUUCACUUUUACGUUCUAAGACUAGAGUAGCCCCCUUGAAAUCUCUUACCAUUCCUAGAUUAGAAUUAAUGGCCUGUUGCAUUGGAGCUAGACUUGCAAAUUCAAUUGUCCGUGCUUUACAUCUACCAGAAAUAAAAGUAACUUACUGGACCGAUUCAGAAGUGGCUCUUUGGUGGAUAAGAGAGCAAGGAAAUUGGUCUGUGUUUGUGGCCAAUCGGGUAAAAGAAAUAAGGGAACUUACCAAAUUUCAGUCAUGGAGGCAUGUUCCAGGUAAUAUGAAUAUAGCAGAUUUGUUAUCACGAGGUUGUACCCCCAAACAGAUGUUAGAUUCUAAAUGGUGGGAGGGACCUCAAUGGUUAAAAAAAAGUAGAGGACAGUGGCCUGCCAGUGAAAUUAAUUGUGAACCUAAGGAUGUUAUUUUGGAAAAAAGGAAGUCUGAAUUAGUUAAUGUAAAUAUUUCUGAGGAAGUGGUCCCGUGGUAUGCUGUACGAUUUUCCAAAUACAAUUCAAUAGUUCGUUUAAUGGGUUGGAUUUUAAGAUUCAUCAAUAAUUCUAGGGUUCCUGUUGAGGAAAGAAAACUUUCCAAACUAUCGUCGGACGAUAUAGAAAAAGCUGAAAGGGUGUUAAUUCGGUUAGUGCAAGGUAAAAUGUUUCCUAAUUUGAAGUCGAUACCCAUUGUAAAUGUCUUUAAAGACAACGAAGGAAUCAUUAGAGUUAAAACUAAAAUAACCGAGAGAAAAGAUGAUCCAAAUUUUAUUGCUCCUAUUUUGAUGCCUAGUAAAUGCCUUUUAACCACAAGAUUAAUUGAAUAUUAUCAUUUAAAAAACUGUCACGCUGGGGUUCAAAUUCUUACGUCUAUACUGCGUGAAAAAUUCUGGAUAAUGAAAACGCGAAAAACGGUUAGGGAAGUAGUUAUGAAGUGUGUGCCUUGUCGUCGAUAUAGCUCAAACUCUCCUAUGAGUGAUCCGGUGAGUCUGCCUGCAGAUCGUGUUAAAGAUGCUAACGCGUUCGACAUCACGGGUAUAGAUUUGGCUGGACCUCUUUUUACUAGAGAUGGAGGUAAGGUGUGGAUAGUACUUUAUACCUGUGCCAUUUAUCGGGCGAUACAUCUAGAGCUAGUAAGUUCAUUGUCCACUGAGUGUUUCAUGCUUUCUUUAAGACGGUUUAUAGCACGUCGUACUAGACCAGAAACUAUAUAUACAGAUAACGGGACUAAUUUUGUUGGCACCAAUAGUGAAUUGAAAAAUCUAGAUUGGGAUAAGAUAAUGCGAGAGACCGACAUUAAACCUAUUAAAUGGAAGUUCAAUCCUCCAACUGCCGCUUGGUGGGGAGGAUGGUCGGAGAGAUUAGUACGAGUAAUUAAAGAAUUAUUGAAGCGUACUUUAGGUAAGGCAAUUUUAAAAUAUGAAGAACUUUUAACUGUCCUGUGUGAUUGUGAAGCGGUGGUGAAUUCUCGUCCAUUAACCUAUAUUUCGGAAGAUCCGAAUGAUUUAAUACUAUUAACGCCAAGUUUGUUUUUAAACGGGAAAUCUUCAUAUGAUACCAUAGAUUUAGAUUUAAGUGAAUUCUCUAAGUUUCAGAAAAGAAUAAGGUAUCGUAGAAAACUGAUCCAUGAUUUUAGAUCACGUUUCAGGAAAGAAUAUCUUGGUCAACUACGUCAAAAACGCCCAGGAAAGUCUGGUCAUGAUUUCAAAGUUGGUGAAGUCGUGAUGAUUGAGGAGCCAUCCAAAAAGCGCGUGUAUUGGCCUUUAGGAAAAGUAAUAAGUCUGCUUCCAGGUAGGGAUGGUAAAGUCCGUACCUUGAAAUUGAAAUUUAAGAACUCCGAACUGAUUCGUCCAAUUCAAAGAGUUUAUCCACUCGAAGUACCGUUUAUAAAUGAAAUUGUAAAAAUUGAUGGCGUUCCGACAUCUAGUGUCAAAGAAAAUGAAUUAACCAAUAAUGCAGUCAUAAGAAAUAAAAUCACUAAAUCAGGUAGAUUAGUUAAAAUACCUGAAAGACUUGGAUUAUUUAAUGAGGUUUUACAUGCUUUUGAGUGA
Messenger RNA from Argiope bruennichi, 2991 nucleotides. RefSeq lists its product as uncharacterized. The record is from RefSeq and is a predicted model, not a curated record. The transcript has 2 exons. Gene Ontology annotation, biological process: DNA integration. NCBI's taxonomy places the organism in Eukaryota, Metazoa, Arthropoda, Arachnida, Araneae, Araneidae. Bases 1 to 2991 code for a protein of 996 amino acids. Gene Ontology annotation, molecular function: nucleic acid binding.